AAACCCAACAGAAGAAGAUAAAAGCACGUCGCAGGCAGCGGAGGAAGUACCGCAGUGGUUUGCGCUGUUCUCCACUGCGUGCGUGUUUCACACGGUUUUUAAUCAACUUAUCUGAAAAACUGAAUUCGUUUACAUUUUAGUCGACAUAUACAAAUUACUGCGCAUAAUGGCCACGGAUUCGGGAUACGGCCAGUAUGGCGGUGGUUCUCAAAGCUAUGGGUCAUAUGGUGGUCAACAAACUGGGCAGAAUUACGGACAAGGAAAUGGCGGAGGGCAGAAUUACGGACAGCAAGAAGGUUAUAACCAGACCCAAAGUGAGAGUUAUGGGCAGGAUUCUUCUAGUUACAGUGACAAGGCUUCAUAUGGGCAGCAAGCCUCCUAUGGUGCCCAGGCCCAAACAGGAGAAAGCUUUGGUCAACAAGGCUCCUAUGGUGGGCAAGUGAGAGGAGCAGAUACCUUUGGGCAGCCAGGAUCUUAUGGUACCCAGGGUGGUGCCGCUGGAGGAGUUUAUAGUGGGCGAGGAGGAGGAGGAGGGGGAGGAGAUGCUGCUGCUGCUGCCGCCGCCGCCUAUGGCCCACAGAGCUCCUUAGCAGGACAGGGACAGACUGGCAGCGGAGGGUAUGGUGGCCAGGGGCGAGGAGGAGAAAGUUAUGCACAGCAAGGUGGACCUGGCAGUGCUGGUGCCAGCUAUGGUGGCCCGGCGAGAGGAGGUGGAGCAGGAGACAGUUUCGGACAACAGGGCUCUUACGGAGGCCAGGGUCAAGAAAGUGGCAGCUAUGGCAGGUGGAGUGAAGGUGAAGCUGGUGGUCAGGGUGGGAGGUUCGGACGUGACCAUAGUGAUCGCUCAGAAGGAGGGGGCUUCAGAGGUCGAGGCCGUGGUAGCUAUGACCGCAGUGGUGGAUACGAACGCGGUGGUGGAUACGAACGUGGUGGCUAUGACCGUGGAGGAAGAGGCGGACCUCCUGGUAUGGGAGGUGGUGACCGUGGUGGCUACAAAAAUUACGGUGGCUCUCGAGACUACGGCUCAAGGGAUGAAUCUUCUGGAGAGCAGGACAACUCUGACAACAACACCAUCUUUAUAACAGGACUGGGAGAGGAAGUCACAGAACAACAAGUGGGCGACUUCUUUAAGCAGAUUGGUGUCAUUAAGGUAAGCAAGAAGACAGGUCGGCCAAUGAUCAAUGUCUACAAAGACUCUGCUGGUCAACCAAAAGGAGAAGCCACAGUGUCUUAUGAUGAUCCUCCUACGGCCAAGGCUGCAAUUGCUUGGUUUGAUGGCAAGGAGUUUAAUGGCAAAACCAUUAAAGUAGAAUUUGCCACACAGAGAUCCGAGUUUGCGCAGAGAGGUGGAAAAACAGGGCGUGGUUUCAGAGGACGUGGUGGUGGAGGACCUAACUUUGACAUUAAGGGCGGAGACUGGCCCUGUCCUAACAGCUCUUGUGGCAACAUGAACUUUGCCCGGCGGCAAGAGUGCAACAAGUGUGGUGCACCUCGACCAGGGGAUGGAGGCUUUGGAGAUCGUGGUGGCCGAGGAGGUUAUGGCGGCGACCGGGGGGGUGGCGGCUUCAGAGGUCGGGGUGGCUUCCGUGGGGGAGACCGUGGAGGUUAUGGAGGUGGCGGCGGCGGAGGAAGUUAUGGAGGUGGCUACAAGAUGGGAGGAAGAGGUGACCGCAGAGAUGACAGGAGAGACCGGCCAUACUAAUCGUAACCAAUGGAAAACACCCCAACCCUUCACAUCACUGCAGAGUGGAUGAAUUAGUCUAGACAAACUGGAAUUGGUCAGACGCUCUGACUUGUACCAGUGCUUCCUGACUGUUCAUGGAGGGCGGGGGUUAGCCAGGCUGAACUUGUGUGAAGGGAAUUGAGGCCUAAGGCGUUACUUGUUGAUCUCUUUCGUUUUAUUUCUUUGUACAUCCUUUUAAUUUUUUCCGAUUGUAGCUACAGGUGUUUUGCCAGAUAGACAUUGUACCAUUGUUUUGUAUGAACAAAUGUUUUACUUUUCUUCUUUUUGUUUCCCUAAAAUGAUAUUAAAAACUGUGAUCUUUUC
This is a messenger RNA of Cynoglossus semilaevis (tongue sole), 2047 nucleotides long. RefSeq names its product TAF15 RNA polymerase II, TATA box binding protein (TBP)-associated factor (gene taf15). Gene Ontology annotation, molecular function: RNA binding. Gene Ontology annotation, biological process: regulation of DNA-templated transcription. The transcript has 16 exons. The record is from RefSeq and is a predicted model, not a curated record. Bases 167 to 1702 code for a protein of 511 amino acids. NCBI's taxonomy places the organism in Eukaryota, Metazoa, Chordata, Actinopteri, Pleuronectiformes, Cynoglossidae.